AUGCUGAAUGGCCGCUGCAACCCCAAAGAGAGCACUUGGGGCAUGACCACCUGCGACCGCUUCCGUGACCGGCAGCAGAACCCAGGUGCACCAGGACAUGCGCUGGCCAUUGUGCUGAUGAAGCACAAGGAGUCCAUCGGCGACUGGGAAAGGCCCUUUGCGCUUUGUCUCCAGCAUCCCCUGAUGCUCAAGAACUACGAUGAGCUCGCCGAUGUGUCCGAGGCCUUGCGCGCGGACCAGGACGAUGCCCAGCGCCUGUCACCGGAGGAACGCAAGGAUUUCCAGCGGCGCCUGGCGGACUGGACCGAGGAGCGUUUCGAGUUGAUGCCCGGCGCCAAGCUCUUACCUCGGGGGCCUGAACUCGGCUGGGCUUUGCGGGGCGAAGAGGAGCCCACGCAGCGCUGA
Messenger RNA from Durusdinium trenchii, 405 nucleotides. The record is from the annotation of a GenBank genome assembly. Lineage: Eukaryota; Dinophyceae; Suessiales; Symbiodiniaceae.